CGACACUGGUAGCCGCCAAUUUUUACAACUCCAGGAAACGUUGCUUCCCUCCGCCCUGUCCGAAACUUCGCAGGCUGCAACUCAAGAGCAAAACUUAAAACAACUUAAAACAAGGAGAAACAACUUCGUUUCCUCGUUUUCUGCGGCUUCCUGCAUUGUGCAAGCCUAGGGGUUCACUGUCUUGUGGAAACGUACAAAAUGGGUGGAUUCGGUAACUAGCUAAGGAAAAAACGAAAGAGGAUGGAACAAAGUGGAAGCCAAAGUUAACGGUGACCCUUUCCUGAUUGAGAGCCUGCAGAAGAUCCAUGAAAGAUACACUGAGAAUUGCACAUUGUCCACCCCAACUGAGAACGUCAAAGGCGUCCAUCUUCGUAUUGAAUUAGCAGCCUAUGGAUAAACCAUGCCACUUUGGACCUUCUCUGAGACCAUUUUUCUGGGCUGUUAUUUGUUCCCUCACUCUCCUUUGGAUGGAAGCCUUCAAUGAAGCCUCCACAUGACCUAUCUUCUUCCAGGUUUAUCCUCCGGGUCUUUGCAGAAACUCUGAUGAAAAGGCCCCAAUGAAUGGUCUUGCUUAUUUUACUUGUUUUGCAUUAAGGAAGUUAUCCCACAACCGUUCACGCCCUUAGCUUCCCUUCCUGGGAAUGCAGGAAUGGCUGGGAGAGGAAGCCAUGGCUUUGGAGAGCAGCCCUACAAGGAGAAGGAGGAGUCAGAAGAAGGUGUUGAAGUUGAGGGGAGAAGGGAUGGAGACCUUCACCUUGGAGAAAGCAGCCUGCCAGGGAAUUUGGACUGCUGGACCUUGUCUUCUUCCCAGGAGAUCCUGGAAGAUGAAGAACUUUUGGGGGAACUUUUGGAAGAAGGCGAACAAGGUUUUGAUCUCGGUGAACUUCAAGAUCUUGAACGUGAUGUCAACACUUCAGGUCUCCUGCCUGAGGAUGAAGGAAGUGCCAAGGAUCUUGGCCUGAGGUCCUACUUGCAACCAGAUGUGAUGUAUGAAGUAGGCAGCACAGAACCUGAGAAGCCAAGAGGGACAUGGGAGUUUGGCAGCCAGGAGGAUGUUCAUCCUGAGCUCUCUUUUGAGGACCAGUAUGUCUCAGACUUCAGUCCCAGUCCUGAGAUCCUGCAAGACCCUCUCGCUUUGUAUAAAUGCAGCUUUACCUCCGAUAAUGUAGAUGAACUAUCUGAGAGCUCCAAUCUCAGCCCUUCUCCUUGUGGUCCUUCUCCAAUCUGCAUCCAACUGGAGAUUGAACCUCGGAGUCUGCCUGGGGACAGUCUGGACUUCCUUGAAGAUCGAAAGUUUUCCUUGGAGUCAGGAAGAAGCCUGGAAAGUCAUGGACACAGUUCUCUAGAAAUUUCUCAGCGACUCUUAGACUUCCAAUCUCUGGAAGAUCUUCAAAAUUGUCCCAGCAUUGAUGCCGAGACUUGUCCAGAAUUGUCAUGGAUGGAGAACUUGGAACGAUCUCCUGAGGAGGAACCUCCAGCUGAGAUAGCUCAGCUUGCUUUGAACAACACUGAGGAAAGACUUUUGGAUUCGAGAAAGACAACACAGAUGUCCCAAAGGCGAGUUGGUGGCCAACUGGAGAAACGAACACGGAAGCUGGAAACAGAUGUACCCCAUGGGCUGUUGUCUAGAGGUCCAAGGCAGUCCAGGUCUCUGAGCCCUCAACGGAGGACCCCUCAGAAGAAAUCUGGACAUCUUGCUUUAAAAGAACUGGAUCGAGAGACUCAAUCAAACUCUGGAGCAAGGGACAUCACACAAUACGGCCGAGGACAGCUCAACUACCCCUUACCAGAUCUAUCCAAAGUGGAACCCCGGGUCAGGUUCCCCAAGGAUCGUGAAAGCUACCAUCCACCCCAAGGAAAGACUUCUCCAGCUAGUAGGAAGGAGGUUAGGAAGCUGGUGAUCUUUAAGUCUCCUGCUGAGAUUGUCCGAGAAGUCUUGUUGAGCAGCACUGAAGGAUCUCCUCAAAAAUGUCCCACGCCGGCCGUCUCCGUUAUUCCUGAGGAACUGAAGUCCCCCAGACAGGCGACUGAGCUGGUGCAUCAGCUUCAGGAAGACUAUCACAAACUUCUAACCAAGUACGCCGAAGCUGAGAACACCAUCGACCGAUUGCGGCUGAGUGCCAAGGUCCGCCUCUACAGCGACCCUCCGAAGCCCAGCCAGGCGGCCCCUGAAAUGGGGAGAAUAUCAGAGGGGUCCAAAGUUGUAACCUUCAGCAUCCCUCAAAUCAGGUCUGCUGAGAUCACAAGGCGGCCCAGCCAAGCGUCCAUGAGUGGUGAAGGCUUUCCCAGGCAGCAAGUACAACACUCAUCCUUGAACAAUUCCACAGUCAUCAGUUCUUCUGAAGCAGAUCAUCCUAUCUCCAGCAAAACGCCUUUCUUGGGUGAUCAUCUCACACGAUUGUUAGCUGCCCAAACAAGUAAAUUUCAGAUCCAGAUGGAAUUCUUGGAGGAUUUAAUUCAAACUGAUAGGCUGGAAGCCAUGGACCAGCUGAAGGGGUUUACAAGGCUGAAGGAAGCACAGGAAGCCUUGGAGCAAGCUUAUCUGCAGGCUCGGAAUAAGUACCAGGAGUUGAAUCCGAAUGGAGCGAUGGAGUCCUUAGGAGAAUUUGAUCCCAGCCGAGCAGUGGAAGGUAACAUUUUCCAUCUGGGCCUGCGUCUGGAAGGCUUGAAAGAGAGAAUGGAGCAGCCUGCGUGGAACCAACGGAUCGGACCAGAGAGUUCUCCACGGAGGGCCCCAUCACAUCCAGGCUUCUCAGUCCAGCUUUCUGAGGAACAAUUGGGAACCCCGACGCCUUCCGUCCAUGCCCCAGUCCCAGCUGUCUGCAUACCCUAUCCUGAGGCCUCCACCCCAAAGAAAAACAUCACUCAAGUCCAGCUGGAGGGGGACUUGAGUUCCAUCAGUGAUGGGGCUGGUGAAGAAGAAGAAGAUGAAGAAGGUGGGGAUUUCCUGGAGCUCCCCCAACCUUGCAAGCGCCAAGAGGAGGAGGAGGACCUGGAUCAUCUUCUGGACCAGUGCAGCAGCUUCAGAUCUUUGCCAGAGGUUCUGAGUCACAAACACAAUGCAGAAGAACUGGGCCGUGAAGCCACCGCAGCUGCUGGGACAAAGAAUGGGUCCCCGCAGAAGUCCUCUGAGGCUAAUAAAACUCCCCCUGCCUCCAAGGAACUUCACGAGAAGAACUCCAGAAAGGUCCAGCAGCCAACCCGCCAGAGCAGACGUUUGUCUUCCAUCCAAGCUGAAGCAGCUCUUCGUAAACCUGCAGAGAUCAACAGUCCCACCGUUGCUGUCCCCAAGACGUUCUCCAGAAAACAGCAGGCAGAGUUUUCACCUCAAAGCAGCAUGGCGAGUGUGAGGGGAAGCCUAGCAUCAGAACCUGCAGCUCCACAUUUACCCCGGAAGGCGAACACAACGUUGUGUGAGGAUCUGCGCAUUGUGUCUCCAGAGACAGACAGCGGUUUUGUGGGAUCAGAAACCAGCAGGGCAUCCCCUUUGGCACAGUUGCCCAAGCGCCAGUUGGCAAAGAUGAGGUCCUACAGCACCCCAGGACUAUCAUCUACGAUUGAUGAGCCUCCCUGCUCACCAUCCUCAAAGAAAGCACCAGGUGCAGUGAAGCAGUUGGGAUCCAACCAAUCACUUGGGCAAGUGAAGCCCGAGGCUGGGAGAAGCAGACGUACCUUGGUGAAAAGAAGCCCCCUCCAGAAGACCUCUCCUUGCAGGUGGACAAAUGAGAGGGAGCCCGAAGACAAUGAGAACUCUCACCCUGACUUCGAGACAGACACCGAGACCCACGGUGGUACCAGUCUGGAUGGUAGCCCCCCUCCUCGUGGGAGAGUUUCUCCCAGUCCCUCCCCAAUUUCUCCGAACCUGGCCCAGGCUCACCACAAGAACGUCCUUCACACACGCUUGGAGCGAGACGAAGCCAUUGAAGCUCUGCAAUAUGAAGUCUCUCGGUUGCGACGAAGUCUAGAAGAGUCUCUCCAUCGGCAGUCUUCUUCUCCCCACCCAUCUAUCAUCCAGGACCUGGUUCACCUUUAUCCAAGCAUCCCUCCAACAGGAACCUCAAGGAAAAGCGUGGUGGAAUACGAUGGGUCAUUUCUGGCGACUGAACCAAAACGGAGGAGUCAGAAGCCACCGUUGGCCCCACAUGAAUCCGAAUUGGACUUCACUCCUUCCGAGUCAGAUGACGCAACGUCAAAGUUGCAGAAUGGAAGACCCCAGCCAGCUUCCAGGAUAAGACCUUCCAAACAACGCACUGUCUGGGGACCUUACACAGGGACACAGUAUCCCAUUUCCACUCUGGAGUCUCAAGAGCCAAAGAGACUUGAAAACUCUUCUGUUGAUCCUCAGAAUGCCCAGUUACAUCACGGAGAAGACUCUGCAGUUCCCUUGCAAGGCAAGGAAACCAAAGGUUCCCCUACGGAUGGAUCCAGACCUUCUAAGCAAAGACUGACUGAAGGAUGGAUGUGUCCUUCGUGUAAGGAUUUGGCAAACUCCAGGAACAAAGACAUAGCCGGGGCAGGAGACCACAAGGAGAUUGCUCCAGAAGAAAUCUCUGGGACUCAACCAAAGUUUACCCACCACCAGCAACCAAAACAGGCAGGUCUUUGGUAUUGGGCGGUACCAUCUGCAGCUACCUCUAUGAAUUACAUCCCGGCUAUUCCCUUGGCACAGUGCCCACUCUCGUCCAUAAUCUAUUCUCCGCCACCGCUGACUACCUCAAUCUGCUCCUCGGCAGCUCUCCCAGCUUACGAUUCCAGCAGACGGCAAGCCUCAGAGUGGAAAACAUCACGGCAGCGUCUCCAGGAUCGUCCCUUUUGCUUCCCCUCCGCCAGUUUGGAAGACUUGAACUGGACUUUAAGCCGGGCUGUGGAAGCUGCUAAAGACAUGAAGUUCACCACCGAACAGAUGAAUCAAUCUCUCCGUUCGGCCCUAAAAAAAGCGAGGAAUCCCAGGACAUCUCAUCUCUUCUGAUGAGGAUGGACCAAGAGAUUGAAUGGAACGGGGACCAAUAAAAUGGACCGAGUGGCUUGCU
Messenger RNA from Crotalus tigris (Tiger rattlesnake), 5030 nucleotides. It is a transcript of the gene AKNA, whose product is annotated as AT-hook transcription factor. NCBI's taxonomy places the organism in Eukaryota, Metazoa, Chordata, Lepidosauria, Squamata, Viperidae. The record is from RefSeq and is a predicted model, not a curated record. Gene Ontology annotation, cellular component: centrosome. The coding region runs from base 650 to 4969 and encodes 1439 amino acids. The transcript is spliced from 23 exons. Gene Ontology annotation, biological process: epithelial to mesenchymal transition; neuroblast division in subventricular zone; neuroblast delamination.